UUUUAAUAGGAUUGUUUUUAUAAAUAUUUAUUCUUAUUACUGGAUAGUUUGUAUUUCUUAAUUUUUUAAUGCCUCCUUCAAUCGGCAUUAAUCCUGAUAAUUUUGGGGUUUCUGAAGCUCUGGCUUUGUAUAUUAUUAAGAGUAUUGACGAUUAUAGACAUUAUGUGAUCAAAGAUAUUAAAAAUUGCUCAACGAUAGCACCUUUUGACAUAACUAUCGGAGCUGGGGAACAUUGUGACUUGGACAAAAUGCGUUUUACGGAUACUUCAAAAUGUCUUACAUUGGAGAAUAUGUGCAAUAUGGAACGUUAUGUGCAACCGCUUUCUAAUGCUGGAUUAGCUUAUGCAAAGUUUGGGAAGAGAUUGUUGCUUAAACGAUUUUAUGCUCGCUAUGACAAUGGAAAGCUUAGUGUUAAAAAAACUGAAGCAAAUUUGUUUAGAGACUUUCGGAAGAUUUAUGAAUAUUUUAUUGAAGUUGUUGAUGCUUUUCGUUGGGGACUCGAGCUUGAAUAUCCAACACCUGAAAAGAAAGAAUUAAUCGGUUGUUUGCAACAAAUUCAUAAGAAAAUGCUUGCUUUUAGACCUGAACCUAUAAACAAAAAUUUUACUUCAUAUGCCGAGGACUUUUCGCAGCAAUUGGGUGUUCAACUUGAAAAAACUCUUAAAUGGUAUAAUGAAUUGUAUUUGCCUGCAUUCGAUACACUUUGCAAUUCCCUUAGAAUGGAUCAAUCUGAUGGAUUUAUAUUUUGUAAUUUUGAUUUUUCUUCUGUUUGUUUCAACGAUUUACUUGUAAGAGCCUCUUCCUCACUGCGUUUGCCUCGUUUAAUUAUUAGACCAAUUAAAAGAUAUGACGAAACAAGAUAUCGUAUUGAAUGUAUUAAAUUAGUUAAACCAACAUUAUUUUUUCCGAAGGCUUGGGUUGGAAAAGAAGUUUAUAUUAAACAAAUGGUUGGAGUAAAAGAGGUCGAUUACAUUUCCACUGCUCAAGAUUUUGCUAUUGCGCGAACAUAUGACGCUGCUGUAAAUCUUGCAUCCAAACUAAUAAGCUAUUCGCAACAUAUUGAUCUCAAUUUAAUAACUUCACAGGAGCGACCAAACUACGAAAAAGCAGGGUAUGGACGCCCAUUGUGUUCCCUUCCAUCAUCACGAGAAAAUUCUUGUGAAAAUUCUAAGUCUAAUAAAAAUAAGCAUAAAACGUCAAAAAUUGAAAACCACUCGACUUUGAAUGAAAAUGUUAAAGAAAAUGUUUGUAAUGGAAAUAAGGAAGAAAAAGUCAAAGUAGUCAAAAAAAUUGAUGAGAAUAUUGCAGAGAAGGAAAACAACAAUUUUUGUAAAAAUCCAACAGCGAUUAAAAGAGAGGACACUAGCAGUGGAGUAGACUCCUCGUCCAUUAAAGAUACCCGCCUCUCUUCACAUUCAUCAUCAAAUAGUACUGGGUUUGAGAGCUGUUCUUCUUCUUUAUCUCCACCAUCUUCUUCAAUUAAUACUAACAAUAAACAACAAACUUUUGAGCUGGCGGACGACAAUAAAUCAUUGGUAAGUUUUUAA
Meloidogyne enterolobii is the source of this 1547-nucleotide messenger RNA. The record is from the annotation of a GenBank genome assembly. NCBI's taxonomy places the organism in Eukaryota, Metazoa, Nematoda, Chromadorea, Rhabditida, Meloidogynidae.